UCCACACAACUCUUUGCAACUCAAGGUAGUUCGAUACAUGGACCUAAUCAUCUAACUCUGUAAAAAUGGUCAUUGACAAGUGGCUUCCCUCUUCAAUCGCCAGUUCUCUCAUGACCCACAUGGAUUUUUUCUCUAACCCCAUGUUCUUCACUGCUUUGGCUCUGAUCGCAUCCCUUGUAGCUAUCCAAAUCCUAGCUAGGAAAUUGAGCAAAGAUAAGAGAAAGAAGAAGUACCACCCUAUUGCCGGAACCUCAUUUCACCAGCUCCUCAACUUCAACAGGUUGCACCACUAUAUGACUGACCUUGCCGGCAAGUACAGGACCUACAGGCUCCUCAAUCCCUCUAGGUACGAGGUUUACACCUCCGACCCGGCAAAUGUCGAGUAUAUACUCAAAACAAACUUUGAGAAUUAUGGCAAGGGAUGGUAUAACUACAUCAUUCUGAAGGACCUUCUAGGCGAUGGGAUUUUCACAGUUGAUGGUGACAAGUGGCGCCAGCAGAGAAAGAUAUCAAGCCAUGAGUUCUCCACAAAGGUUUUAAGGGACUCUAGCAGUUUGAUUUUCAGAAAGCAUGCAGCAAAACUUGCUAAUAUGGUGUCUGAAGCAGCAACUUCUAACCAGAUAAUAGAAAUCCAAGAUCUAUUUAUGAAAUCAACCCUGGAUUCACUGUUCCAAGUUGCAUUUGGAAUCGAAUUAGACAGCAUGUGUGGAUCAAAUGAAGAAGGCAAGAAUUUCGCCAAUGCUUUCGAUGAUUCAAGUGCAAUGACCGUUUGGCGUUACGUUGAUAUAUUCUGGAGAAUCAAGAAGUUUCUGAACAUUGGAUCAGAAGCUUCCUUAAAGAAAAGUACCAAAAUCGUUAAUGAUUUCGUGUUUAAGCUAAUACGCAGCAAGAUGGAGCAAAUGAAGAACUCAAAGGAUGAAUCUUCCAUGAAACGAGAAGAUAUUCUAUCAAGGUUUCUGCAAGUGACUGAGAAUGACCCAACAUACUUGAGGGAUAUAAUUCUUAACUUCGUAAUAGCUGGCAAAGACACAACAGCAACCACACUUUCUUGGUUUAUGUACAUGCUCUGCAAGCGUCCUGCUGUGCAAGAAAAAAUUGCAAAAGAAGUGAAGGAAGCUACCAAAAAGAAAGAGUUCACAAACUAUGCUGAGUUUGCAGCCAGUAUAAGUGAAGAAGCUUUAGAAAAGAUGCAUUAUCUCCAUGCGGCGAUCACUGAAACUCUCAGACUAUAUCCUGCAGUUCCGGUGGAUCCAAAGAUCUGCUUUUCUGAUGAUACUCUGCCAGAUGGAUACAGUGUGAACAAAGGAGAUAUGGUAUCUUAUCAACCUUAUGCAAUGGGCAGGAUGAAGUUCAUAUGGGGUGAUGAUGCAGAGGAAUUCAGACCAGAGAGAUGGCUCGAUAAGGAUGGAAUUUUCCAGCCUGAGAGCCCUUUCAAGUUUACAGCUUUCCAGGCAGGCCCGCGAAUUUGUCUAGGAAAGGAGUUUGCCUACAGGGAGAUGAAGAUCUUCUCAGCUGUCAUGUUGGGCUGUUUUCAGUUCAAAAUGAGUAACGAGAACAAAAUUGUCAAUUACAGGACAAUGAUCAAUCUUCACAUAGAUGGAGGUCUUGAAGUUCGUGCCGUCCACAGAAAUGGAAAUUAGCUAGAGCAGUGCUACGGAGAAGCAUUCUUUCCGGAAUUCAUUCAUGAAAAGUGCUUCUCCAUGGCACACUUGUAAUUAUAAUAAUUAGAAGUAUGCCAUGGAGAAGCAUUUUUUCCGGAUGAAUUCCAGAAAAAAUGCUUCUCCCAAGCAUUAGCCAAUUAGCUAGGUAUCAUAUGAGCAUGGAAGUAAAAGCUUGAGAAUUUCACUUAUAUAAAAAAAAAAAAGCUUGAGAAUUUCAUGUUUAUACAGUUUCUUUAUAUUCAAAACUAUUCAGUGUUUAAAGGCUUGUAUUUAAAAUACAAAUUUCUUAAAGGGGAAAAAUCUAAUGUAAUGUGCAAAGAAUGACAAUACUUGAUAGUGGGUAUAUUAGGUAUCUUUAAGAACCCAUUUUUAUAGUAAAAUCAUUAACAAUAAAUACUAAAUAUAUUGAGUAUCUUUGUA
Molecule: messenger RNA, 2081 nt
Organism: Alnus glutinosa
Lineage: Eukaryota; Viridiplantae; Streptophyta; Magnoliopsida; Fagales; Betulaceae
Product: cytochrome P450 704C1-like
Exons: 6
Coding region: 66-1640 (524 amino acids)
Molecular function (GO): heme binding; iron ion binding; monooxygenase activity
Source: RefSeq, a predicted model, not a curated record